Molecule: messenger RNA, 2479 nt
Organism: Cuscuta europaea
Lineage: Eukaryota; Viridiplantae; Streptophyta; Magnoliopsida; Solanales; Convolvulaceae
Source: the annotation of a GenBank genome assembly
GCAUAUAGAGAGAGUAGUUAGCAACUUAGCUUUGAAUCGGAUCUUGAGCAGAAUUUGAAGUAGAUGUGUGAGGCUCCGAAUGGGUAAUUUGAGUUUAUAUUCAUCGCAACGGAGUGCGCGCAAGUGGCAGCUGCUUGAUUUUAUGAUUGCCGCUUUCUUUGCGGCGGUGUUAAUUUUUUUCGUCCUUGUCUUCACGCCACUGGGCGAUCCUCUGGCGGCGUCGGGCUUGCAAGCGCUGCUCUCCGGGGAUUCGCAGCACCGCAACCGUCUACUUGCACUCGUAGGGGAGUCGGGCAGGCAGAUGCCUCCGCUUCAGCUCUGCCCUGCUGAUUAUGUGGACCACAUGCCAUGUGAAGACCCCAAAAUCAACAACCAACUCAGUCGAGAGAUGAAUUACUACAGGGAACGGCAUUGUCCUUCGCCUCAGGAUACGCCGCUCUGCUUGAUUCCUCCGCCCCAGGGUUACCAAGUUCCAGUCCGGUGGCCUGAGAGUUUGCAUAAGUGGCAUGAUGGGGCAGUCGUCCUAUGAUGGAUGUCCUUUUGCUGAUCUAUUCAAAUUUCUUUGUUUUGGGAAAAAGUUCUAAUGGUUCUUUCUUGUUUCAAAUAUUUCACGAUAACAUGCCUUAUAAUAAAAUAGCAGACAGGAAAGGUCACCAAGGAUGGAUGAAAAGAGAAGGUCCGUACUUCAUCUUUCCUGGAGGUGGCACAAUGUUCCCAGACGGGGCAGAACAAUAUAUUGAGAAACUCAAACAGUAUAUUCCUAUAGCUGAUGGAGUUUUGAGGACAGCUCUUGAUAUGGGAUGCGGGGUUGCGAGUUUCGGUGGUUAUUUACUUUCCAAAGACCUGUUGACCCUUUCUUUUGCCCCAAGAGAUUCACACAAAUCACAAAUACAAUUUGCUUUGGAGCGAGGAGUACCUGCACUUGUUGCCAUGCUUGGGACCCGCAGGCUCCCAUUUCCUGCCUUCUCAUUUGAUUUGGUGCAUUGUUCUCGUUGUUUGAUUCCUUUCACAGCAUACAAUGCAACAUACUUCAUCGAAGUUGACCGGUUACUUCGCCCAGGAGGCUACUUCGUUAUUUCUGGCCCUCCUGUUCAAUGGCCGAAACAGGACAAGGAAUGGGCAGAUCUUCAAGCUGUUACCAGUUCUUUGUGCUACGAAGUUAUUGUUGUGGAUGGUAACACUGCCAUCUGGAGAAAGCCCAGUGGGGAUUCAUGUAUUCCAAACAAAAAUGAAUUUGGACUUGAAUUGUGCGAUGAAUCUGAUGAACCAAGUCUUUCUUGGUAUAUGAAGCUGAAAAAAUGUGUGAGCAGGGCAUCUUAUGCGAAGGGAGGAGAUUAUGGUAUCGGGUCGAUCCCAAAAUGGCCACUGAGGCUGACAGAAGCUUCUUCAAGGAUCAAUUUAUUAAGAAGUGGAAUCAAUGUUUUUGAAGCAGACAAUAGAAGAUGGGGCAGGAGGGUAGCAUAUUACAAAAGGUCAUUGAACUUGAAACUGGGAACCCCAGAUGUACGGAAUGUGAUGGACAUGAAUGCAUUUUUGGGUGGCUUUGCUGCAGCACUGAUAUCUGAUCCUGUUUGGGUGAUGAAUGUUGUUCCUGCUCGUAAGCCCUUAACGCUUGAUGUCAUUUAUGAUAGAGGCCUUAUUGGAGCUUACCAUGAUUGGUGUGAGCCUUUCUCGACAUACCCUCGGACGUAUGAUCUGAUUCAUGUAGCUGCUAUUGAAUCUCUUACAAAGGAUCCUGAUUCAGACAAGAGCAGGUGCAACCUUGUGGAUUUGAUGGUGGAAAUUGAUAGAAUGCUGAGGCCAGAAGGAACGGUAAUAAUUCGAGAUUUGCCUGAAGUGAUUGACAGAAGCAAUCGGAUAGCUCAUGCUGUAAGAUGGACUACAACUAUUUACAACAAAGAACCUGACUCCCACGGGAGGGAUAAAAUUCUGGUAGCAACAAAGAAGUCUUGGAAUCUAUCUUCAACCUCCCACUGAUCAAUCCUGUUUCCUUGGUUAACCCAAGUCGCAGCGUGGUUUCGAAUGCCUAUGCACAAUUUGUGCGAAUUUGUUGUUUCAGAACUUGAAGGGGAAAAGAAAUGCAGAGGAUAUGAACACUUAAAACAGCUCCAACGUAUGUGAUUUAUAUUGUAUUAUUGUAUACUACCUUUUUCAUUCUUGCUGGCAUUUUCAAUCACAUCCUCUGUUUUUGUUAAGAAUAUGUGUCUGUGGGCAUGGAUUUUAUUCCUGGCAUUGCGGCCUGUGAGAGCAAAAACGUGAAUGCAUAAGAUGAUGUGUUUGGAAAAAGAGCAUGUCUGGAAUUAGGGUGCUUCUCCUUCCGUCAUCUAUAGUCCCUGCAUCGGUGGAGUAUAAGCUCUACUAUAGUUUGCAGUGUUGCCCUAGAGGAGGGUUUAAAACAAGCGCAACUUGAGACGGGUUAGGUUCUUAAAAAUUAUGGUCCUUGUAAAAAAAGUUAAAAAAAUAUCAAUAUUGGUCCGGU